This is a messenger RNA of Meloidogyne enterolobii, 726 nucleotides long. Lineage: Eukaryota; Metazoa; Nematoda; Chromadorea; Rhabditida; Meloidogynidae. The record is from the annotation of a GenBank genome assembly.
AAUUGUGUGAACCGCGAGUAAAUAGCAAAUCUAAGAAAUCAUUUGGAAUAUUGAGCAUUAAGUCAUCUAAAACUAAGAGCUGAUGCUGUUUAAUCAGUUCAGUUUCUGGAACCCCGUUAUAAGUAGUUAUUCCCAUUUCUUUAAGCUUGAAGACAGUUUCAUUCAUUUCUCCAAAACAAUAUAAUAUUUUUGAAGGAGGAGGAUCUAUGAUCUGGUCAGCAUGCAUCAGAAAUUUUAGCAGCCAUUGGGUUUUGCCACUCCCCGUGGCACCCGAAAUUAUCAUAGUGAAAGGAGCUAUAAACAUUUUGUUUGAAUUUAAAUUCUUGUAAUUAUUUAUAUAGGACCUAAAAUAUGUAUCAAAAAGCAGUUAUUCAAAAUGUGGUAUCUACAGCCAGUCUGUUAGAAAAUAACAACAAAUUAGAUCUUGCGCAUCUUGAAUCUAAGAUUCCUAAUGCUAGAUAUCGUCCUGAGCGCUUUUCUGCUCUAACAAUUAAAAUUAAAGAGCCAAUAAUGGCUACAGCACUACUUUUUGCGAAUGGAAGAAUAGUUUGUGUCGGAACGAAAUCAGUAAAUGACUCUAAAAACGCUAUCAUAUAUUUUGUCAAACUAAUUUCUGUGGCAUCAACAAUAUUAAUUAAUAUGCGAGAUUUCAUUAUUCAAAAUAUGGUCUCUUCGUUUACAUUUUCAGGAACUCUAAAUUUACCAGGUAUCUUAAUUUUUGCUUAA